CAUCUGCAUGCAAUCGCCCUGUCAUAUCGUUAAGAACCACAACUUUGGAUACACCCAGGUUCUGCAACGCCUGCGCAGAGCUGGCACCGGGAGCCCCGGCAGCAAUAAAAAGGAGGGGGAGCCGGCACCUGGACAGAGACCUGCGAGGAGCACAUCCCGGGCAUCAGCCAGCACCUCCCAGCCGCAGAGACCAUGCAGGUGGCUGCCGUCCUCCUGCUGCUCGCCCUGGCGCUGGCGACUCCCAGCUCCUCUGCUGAGCAGACGUGUGUCCUGACAGGACUUUGGUUCAAUGACCUGGGCUCCAAUAUGACCAUCAAUUCUGUGAACAAAGCAGGCGAGUUCUCCGGCACGUACCACAUGGCAGUGAAAGCCACCAGCAACGAAAUCAAGAUUUCUCCACUACAGGGAUCCCAGCACCGUGAGAACAACAGCAACCAGCCCACCUUCGGAUUCACCGUCAACUGGAGUUUCUCAGACGCCACCAGCGUCUUCGUGGGCCAGUGCUUCGUGGACAAGCACGGGGAGGAAAUUUUGAAGACCGUGUGGCUCCUGCGAGAGCAGGUCGGCAGCCUCGGCGACGACUGGGAAGCCACCAGAGUCGGCGUCAACGUCUUCACCCGCCAACCGGUGCGCAGGGAGUGAGGAGCCGCGGGCGGCGCUGCCCCCCCGCCGCCGCCGAAGCCCCCCUACGCCGCCGGAGCCCCCCCCCGCCCCCCCCCGCCCCCAAUAAAGCUUUUCUGCAAACGGCCGCCUGCUCUCGUCGCUCCGCGCCGUCCCGCGGGCCCACGGCCGGGGGGAGCGGGGGGGGAGAGACGCCGUCUGGCAGCCGAGCCCCCGCCACAAAGGGCGCCGGAGCCGGAGCCCGGGCGAGGCGCGGCGAGCAGGGACUGCCCCGGCGCCCGGCGCCCCUUGCCGGGGGCUCCGGGGCCGCGCGGGGGCGGCAGGACGGCCCGCGCCCGGGGAAGCGCCGGGGGCUCCGUGUUGCCGAAGCCGAAACGCCUCCCUCUGCGGGGCUCCCUGAGGGCAGCGGGAGCCCGAGUGACAGCACGGGAAAUGGCUGAAGAACAGCUGAGAAAAGCCGGUGGAAGACUGCGUCGCUUCAGACUCUCUGGCUAGCAACAAACACGGCAUAAGGAGAAUUUUAGAACUACAGAAUUAAAGCCAUUUUUAAAAGC
Dromaius novaehollandiae (emu) is the source of this 1175-nucleotide messenger RNA. RefSeq names its product avidin-like. The coding region runs from base 193 to 642 and encodes 149 amino acids. Gene Ontology annotation, molecular function: biotin binding. NCBI's taxonomy places the organism in Eukaryota, Metazoa, Chordata, Aves, Casuariiformes, Dromaiidae. The record is from RefSeq and is a predicted model, not a curated record. The transcript has 4 exons.